AUGCAGUCACUAUCGCCCAGGCUCAUUUCGCAUCGGUCUUUGACGGCAACGUUGCGGAGGCAGGUCCGCCUGCACUCUUCGCUGUCAAGGACACCCUUCGCGGCUCGAUGCCAUCACUCCCCACGACCCUCUUUCACCCCCUUCAGACGGUACGAGUCUUCUCUGACGGUGCCGGAAACCACUCCUCGAAAGCCGGUAUCGGAAGACCAGCCUUCCUACCAGUUGAGCUUCACGUGCAAACCUUGCCUGUACCGCUCUUCGCACAGAGUUACCAAGCACGGCUAUCACCACGGCACGGUGCUGAUCACCUGUCCUUCCUGCAAAGCUCGUCACGUCAUCGCCGACCACCUCAAGGUAUUUCUGGACUCGCGGCAGACACUAGAGGACAUCUUGAGGGAAAAGGCCGAGAAGGGCGAGGAUUUCACCAAGUUGCUGAAAAAAGGACAACUGGGUAUCCGACCAGGCUCUGUGGUCGGAAAUGAGGGGGAAGAAGAUAUCGAAUUUUGGGAAGACGGCACUGAGACUGUCCACACACCUCUGGAUGGAGGAAAAGCCAGUCCGCAAGGAUCUGAUGCCAGUUGA
Molecule: messenger RNA, 582 nt
Organism: Capronia epimyces CBS 606.96
Lineage: Eukaryota; Fungi; Ascomycota; Eurotiomycetes; Chaetothyriales; Herpotrichiellaceae
Exons: 1
Coding region: 1-582 (193 amino acids)
Biological process (GO): protein stabilization; protein folding; protein import into mitochondrial matrix
Cellular component (GO): mitochondrion
Molecular function (GO): zinc ion binding; protein-folding chaperone binding
Source: RefSeq, a predicted model, not a curated record